Gamsiella multidivaricata is the source of this 4918-nucleotide messenger RNA. RefSeq lists its product as uncharacterized. Gene Ontology annotation, cellular component: nucleus. Lineage: Eukaryota; Fungi; Mortierellomycota; Mortierellomycetes; Mortierellales; Mortierellaceae. The record is from RefSeq and is a predicted model, not a curated record. Bases 146 to 4876 code for a protein of 1576 amino acids. Gene Ontology annotation, biological process: nucleotide-excision repair. Gene Ontology annotation, molecular function: single-stranded DNA binding; DNA endonuclease activity. The transcript has 5 exons.
AUUCUCUUUGACCCCGAUCACCAUUACUGGCUCCUCCUCUUUCUUCUCUCCAUCUGGUUCCCUCCAUCAAUUCGCUUUUUUCGCACUCCAUCCUCGGACUCUGGAUUCUAAGGAAGACGCGUAUUAGUCGCCUGCCACCGUCACCAUGGGUGUGAAGGGCCUAUGGGAACUCUUGCACCCAGUCGCACGUCCUAUCAAGCUCGAUUCGCUUUCCAACAAGUAUCUCGCCAUCGAUGCUAGCAUCUGGCUGCACCAGUUCCUCCGAGGGAUGCGUGACAAGGAAGGCCAGGUCGUCGGAAAUGCGCACAUCAUCGGCUUCUUUCGAAGGAUCUGCAAGCUCCUGUUCUUCAACAUCAAGCCCAUCUUUGUCUUUGAUGGAGGCACGCCUGCUCUCAAGCGACUGACAAUACAAGAGAGACGCAAGCGCAAAAAGCAGGAUGCGAAUAUGGUCAAGCGUACAGCUGAGAAGCUGUUGGCGGCUCAACUCCGUUUACGUGCAAUAGAGCAGCGCAAGGCGGCUAGAAAGAAAAAGACAGAGGAAAAGCAGGAUAAACUGAGCGGUGUCAUCCACGAUUCGGAGGAGAGUCCAAAUUAUCUGGAUGCCAUUCAAAGCGAUGACACGGUCUUUGCAGAAAAGCAGGCUUUGAGCGCCACUAAAUUAAAGGCGGAGGCCGGCUUAGGGAGUCAGGCAAAACGGAUCAAGGACAAGUAUGUGCUUCCGCCCAUGGAGAUCGAUUUUGACACACUCUCCAAGAUCCGCAGCAACGAUGAGCGCUUUGGAUACCAGGCAGAUGAUGACGUGAGCGAAUUCCUGAAUGAGUUCAAGAAGGAGGAAGGCGUCACCAACAUCGACUCGGACGUCUUUAAGGCUCUGCCCCCGGAAAUGCAGUAUGAGAUUUUGCAUGACAUUCGACUGCGCUCCAGAGUCACAUCGUAUGAGCGCGUGCAGGAAAUGGUGCGACUUUCAAACACGCCUAUGGAUUUCUCAAAGCUGCAGGUCCAAGGAGUCAUCCGGCGCAGCAACGUAACCCAGAAGUUGCUCACAGUCAACCAGGCGGUCAGCAAGAUGGAAGAGACAUCCAGACCUGGCAGGAUCGCCUCGCAGCGGAAUCGACAGUACAUCUUAGUCAAGAACGAUGAGGGCGGAUGGGUGCUGGGUGGUAAAAAGCCAACAGCCGGACACUCAGCGGACAAGCCUGUGCAACUGGACUCUGAUGAAGAUGAAGCCUCAGCCAAGGAAGAGUUUAAGGAGGAAGACGAAGAAGGCUGGGUGAGUGGCGAUGACGACGAUGUCGAGUUGGAGGAGGUCAAGAUUUCUCAGCCCGUUAUGGAUCAUGCAUUGCACAUCGAUAACAAGCCAGUCCCGAGAGCAGCCGCCAACCCGAUACAGAAUACCAAAAUCGACGAUAGCAGCUCCCUUGUCAAUCGUCUAGAAGCGUACAUGGACGAGGACGAGCCGAUCGAAAAAGUAAUGGCCAAGUUUGCCGAGAUUGAGGAAACAGCUGCCAAGAAGAGAGCCCUUCAGAGUUCAGCGCGGCCUAUAGAAGGAAAUAUGGCAAGGAAGAUUGAAAAUGGCGGACUGCGGACUAUCGGCGAGCAGGAUGUUAUUCAAGUCCAGGAGGGAGCUCGACAGCACCUUGCUAAGGGCGGACUAAGGCUCGGGAAUGAGGAACAAUGGCGUGAGGUUCUCUCUGAUGGGGAGGAGCUGGACUCUAUGGAUACGGUCCACUCAAUUAACUCUCUGGAUACGCUCCAUUCGGAUAAUACUCUGGAUUACGAGGAUUUUGACGAUAUGGUCGAGGAUGAACAGACGGGCGAAAUCUUGUCGCGCCAGAUCUACAAUAGCCGACAUCACACUCAGGAUAAUGGACGGGCACUUUCAACAGAAGAGGAAUCCCGACUUGACCUUGAAGGCUUUUACGAUUAUUGGACUGGUUACACACCGGACUCCUUCAAGAUCAAGCAUCACAACCAUGGAUGGAUGAUACGGGACGCUAUCUAUGAAUGGGACGAGAAUCGAUUGGAAGGCGAGGUUCAUUCUGCAACGAGGAAGCUGGAGAAAUCAAAUGCGAACGACACCCUUGGCCUGGAGGCCCUCGGUUUCUGGAAGUCGUUUCUGGAAUCUGUGCUCUGUCGAAGGCUAGUACAGCGCGCUGCGCGCUCGGAAGUCGAAGAGAGCCUGAGAGACCUGGAAGAGUCCAAAGAGAAUGUUCUACAGGCGCUCAGGAAGUCAGGGGCGCAGCGAAAGAGCCGACUCUCACAGCUGAUCUCUCUGGACGACGAUGAUGACAACGGAGUCAAUGACCAGGACGUUGGAAAGCUCGGUUUAUAUGGAGCAUUGUACAAAAGGGAGGGCUCUAAAUCGCUCGAUAAUUCGCCAGCAUUAGCACCAAGCCAAAAAUUGCUCACUCCAGCUGGAACAGCCAUCAUUGAGACGCCAGGGACAACGCUUACUGCUUCAUCGACCCAAGUCCUCGAGGAAUCAGCCGUACCACGUCGCCCGAUCCUCGACUUUCACUCGUCGAUUUUGAAGCGCCAAGCGCCAACAGCGACCUCUGAAACGCAGCGCGUGUCGAUACUAUCUGGAUCGGAAAGAGGGCAUGUUAUCAACUCGAAACCCAUAUUGCCUCUUGAUUCAAUACAGGUAGCAUUGACCGACGAAGAGAUUGAUAUGACUACAAUCAUUAAUGAAUCUACCGACGACUCGGGCCUUGGCUCGUUGAUCUCAAGUCCAACUGUAGAUGUCAAAGCUAGUCCUAUACCCAAUGUCGAUAGGGAUCUGGGAUCUACCCUGGGCGACAAUGUAGAUAUGGACCUGGCAAGUGAGGUGGCAGCCUCUGCCGAGAAAACAGAACUACUUACGGAAGAUUUGGAGGUCGAUACGAGAGAUGUGCUUCGUAGAAAGGGUGACAGCGAGGAUGAAGAAGAGGAGGACGAGGAUGAGGCUCAUGAGGCGGACUUCGAGGACGAGGAGCAGGAUUUCACCAACCUGUUCCCGGAUAUGGCCAACCUCCCAGGCGCGAUUCUAAAUCCUAAGGAACCAUUGCUCUCAGCGAAAACGCUUCCGGAACGGCCAGCGCUCACUGCGGAGGAGAUUGAAGCACGUGAACAGCAGGAUGCGAGGAAGAUGUUUGAGGAGUCGAAGCAGCUUGAGAAUGAGAUUAAAGAGCUACAGGAUCAGCGUCGCAAGCAUCAGCGCGACGCAGAUGACCUGACAGAGAGCAUGGUGGUGGAGACUAAAAUGCUGCUACGACUCUUUGGCAUCCCCUAUCUUGUCGCACCAAUGGAGGCCGAAGCGCAGUGCGCUGAUCUCCAGAUAAGAGGCGUUGUUGAUGGUAUCCUGACGGAGGAUAGCGACGUAUUCCUAUUUGGCGGCGCAAGGAUCUUCAAGAACAUGUUCAAGGAGGAGAAAUACGUUGAGUGUUAUUUGAUGAGCGAUAUCGAGCGAGACCUCGGUGUUGGACGUGAUCGACUAGUAGCGUUGGCCUAUCUCCUGGGGAGCGAUUAUACGACAGGAAUCAAGGGUAUCGGUCUGAUCACUGCGAUGGAGAUUAUCAGGCUGUUCCCGAAACUGGAGGACUUCGCGCGAUGGUGGAGGGGCGAGCAGAGUAAACUGAGUGGAACCGACGACGCCAAAGAUAAAGAUCAAAGCAAGGGACUGACGACUUCGGAGAUGGACUCGAUCGAUGAAAUUGCACUUGAGAAACUGGCCAAGCAAUGCAAGAAGAUCCAUGUGCCGUCCCUGUUCCCAGACCCUCAUGUGAGGGAUGCCUAUAUCCGCCCCUUAGUCGAUGAUGACCCUGCGAAGUUUCAGUGGGGCAUUCCUGAUUUGGAUGGCCUUCGCGAUUUCCUCCGCAGAUCGCUGGGCUGGGAUCGCGGCGAGGUUGACCGAGUGCUCUUGCCGAUUAUCCGACAGAUGUCAAGUCAACAGCAGACGACGCAAACUUCAUUGGAUAGCUUUUUUGACGCGUCAGCGGGUACAAGCAGUUUCCAGGCGCCGAUGCGUAGGAACCUGCAUAAGAGUGCGAAAUUGCGCAAAAUCGUGGAUGGACUGACGGGUCAUGGUUCUCCGAAAGCCAGCACGGAUAGCGACGUUGUAUCAGAGCCGAAGAAGGGCGGGAAGAAGACGACCACUAAACGGGCGCCAGUAAAGCGCAAGGCUGCCACUAAGGAGUUUAAGCAACCCGGUGACGGCAACGGAUAUGACGAGAGAGAUACCAAUGCAGGUGAUAAUGGCAACGUAUCAGUCGUCAAUACGACGGAUGAUGGCGACGAGGAAGGCUUCGUGGAUGAGCUGGAAGAGAAGCGACAGAAGACAAGUCGAGUAACGGCUGCCAAGAAGACGAGAACCCCUCAGACCAAGAUCCCAGAGGCUGUUACUGCUGCUAAACAACAACUGCGGUCUAAGAACGUGGAGACCAAGCUGGCGGAACGUAACAGGGUCCGAACUGCUGCUGCUGCUGCUGCUGCUGCUGCUGCCGCUACAAAUGCUGGUGCGAAUGUAGACGAUGGAAGCCAGACGAAGCAUCGGAAGCGGUCAAACGAUGGCUCAGACAGGAACUCCAGCAGCUGCGAUGAUGAUGACGAUGAUAAUGAUGGGGAGUUGAACGACUUUGCGCCUAGUCAUUGGGAUACAUUUGCGGAAAGACAGCGUCAAUCACAGAUGCAACAGGGACAGGAGCAACAACAGCCGCCCCAGCGGAAACGAGGUGAUGCAGCAGACAAGAUCUCGGGAGUAGCCUCAUCGUUGACUGCACUGGUCUCGGCCUCGAAUGCUGCUAGAUACGGAUCGUCCAGCUUUAGGAAUAAGGAGACGGGCGGUGCGAAGAAAGCGGCACCGUCGAGUCCGGCAAAGAAGUCUCGUAUGUCAAAGUGAAGCAUGGGCGGGGAUGGUUAGAGAAGAGAACUUUUAAUAAAC